Dentiscutata heterogama is the source of this 123-nucleotide messenger RNA. NCBI's taxonomy places the organism in Eukaryota, Fungi, Glomeromycota, Glomeromycetes, Diversisporales, Gigasporaceae. The record is from the annotation of a GenBank genome assembly.
AACUUGAUGCAGAACUAACAUUAGAAGACUGUGUUGGUGUUAUAGCACUAGUUGCGCUUCCAGAUGGUAAUAAUGUUGAUGAUUUCGAUGAAGUUGUUGAUAAUGAUGUUGUUUGUUGUGACG